This is a messenger RNA of Puntigrus tetrazona (Sumatra barb), 1158 nucleotides long. RefSeq names its product UDP-glucuronosyltransferase 1-6-like. The coding region runs from base 123 to 1016 and encodes 297 amino acids. Lineage: Eukaryota; Metazoa; Chordata; Actinopteri; Cypriniformes; Cyprinidae. Gene Ontology annotation, molecular function: UDP-glycosyltransferase activity. The transcript has 2 exons. The record is from RefSeq and is a predicted model, not a curated record.
UCGGUCAGUGUGUUCGGCGAGUAAAACUGUAUUUGUGCUUAACUUAUACUUUUCUUUAAAUGUGGCUAAUAUUAGACAUCAUUUAGUCGCCCAGAGUAAAGUUUUAGUCGCGAGGCUUAAAGAUGCACUUAGGAGUAAUCGUAUGUGUGGUGAUCAGUGUAGUCUGUUCUUCAGCUCUGGAGCAGGGUAGGAGCGGUUGGACUGGGAAGUUGUUAGUUGUGCCCAUGGAUGGAAGUCACUGGACAGGGGUGAAGGCUGUGGCGGAAGAGAUGGGACGGAGAGGACACACAGUGAUUGUGGUGAUUCCAGAAAUCAGCAUGCGCUUGGGUCCAGGCAAACAUUACACCACAAAGACCUUUCCUGGCACAUACGGGCAGGAUUUAAUCAACCAAAUGAUGGUGGAACAUAUUCAUGAGUCAGAGCAGUCCCUACUGAGGAGUGUGACUUCAAUGGUGGCCCAUAUGAGAAAUAUUAUUAACUAUGUGACCUCUACAGCUGAAGGUCUGUUCAAGAACCAGGAGCUUAUAGAUUUUCUGAGAGAACAAAACUUUGAUGCUGUUUUAACUGAUCCUGCCCUGCCAAUGGGAGCCAUACUGGCUUAUAAUCUAUCAGUACCUGCGGUGUAUAUGUUAAGGGCAAUGCCUUGUGAUGCUGUGGCCACAGCCUGUCCUGACCCUCCUUCAUAUGUCCCACGUUUCUUGACGCGAAACUCAGACCGCAUGACUUUUAGUCAGCGUGUACUGAACGUUUUUGUCAGCAUGCUGGAACCACUGAUAUGUAAAUUUGCAUACUGGCCCUUCGAGAAAUUGACAUCCAACUUCCUUCUGAGAGAUGUGAGCCUGAUUGAGAUCCUGAGCACUGCAGCCGUCUGGUUGAUUCGGUAUGAUUUCAGUCUGGAGUUCCCCAAACCCUUGAUGCCCAACAUGCAGCUCAUUGGAGGAAUUAAUUGUGGAAUUAGAAACCCACUGAAAAAGCUCUGGAGCAGGGUAGGAGCGGUUGGACUGGGAAGCUGUUAGUUGUGCCCAUGGAUGGAAGUCACUGGACAGGGGUGAAGGCUGUGGCAGAAGAGAUGGGACGGAGAGGACACACAGUGAUUGUGGUGAUUCCAGAAAUCAGCAUGCGCUUGGGUCCAGGCAAACAUUACACCACAAAGACAUU